AGUUGCAAAUCAGCCUAUCGCAAACUUGCAACCGUCACCGCGCCACAGGGUUCCUACUCUCACCCCCUCGCUUUAUCUCCUUCAUAUUCGAUCUACUUUUUAACGAAUCAACAUGGAUUUUGAUUUAGAUGAUUUACUCUCAAGUGAUGCUGCAAAUAAUGCAAAAGCUGGUGCAAAGUUUCAACCCAAAGCUAAGCCAAAACCCAAACCCAAACCAAAACCUAAAACCCAACCAGAUGCAAAUUCUGGACCAACUCCUUCAAAACAGUUUGCCGAGGCUGUUUCUAAUGCAGCUGAUGUGUUUCUAAGCAGGACCGAAGAGGAACUGCCUGGAAAUGAUGUCAACCAAAUUUCUGCAAAUAUCCAUGAUAAUCCGCAGUCUUCUUCUAAAAAGUCACAGGAAGAGGAUUGCACACAGAAUGCUGAAUCAUCUGUUACAGCGGAAUCACUCAAUAACUUACUUCCUGUAUCUGCAACGGAAACAGUGACUUCGCCGCCAUCCGUAGAGACACCAACUGAACAUGUGCACAUAGAUGGGAAUCUAGAAAGGGGACCUCCGGAUCCUAAUUUGAUCAAUAAUAUCGAUACUUGCACAAACUUAGAUAGUUUUACUCAGCUAGAUCCUUUAACAGAAGGAGAAGCUAUAAUUUAUAAUGACAAUGUAGACUUCCAGAUAAGAAAUUUUCCAUCAGGAUCAAAGGAUACAGAAAAUUGGGAAUCUUUUGACAUUUUGUCUCCGUCAAAAACAUGCUCAGGGCCAAAGGUUUGCAAAUUCAAACCAAAGCCGAAAGCACAAACUCGUAGAGUGCAACAGACUGCUGACCUUCCUGUUCUGGAUUCAGUACCUGUUCAAUAUGAGGAAAAUAAUCAUUCAGUUCCUUCUCAAAAUAACUUUAUGGAGAAUGAGGUUUUUCCUUCAUUUACACAAGAUGAAAGUCCUGGUUUGUCAUCUAUCAGAGUCACUGAUUCAGUUCCAACAGAGACAAUUUCUGAUAUCCAUGUGAAUGAAGAUCCAAUAGAUCUGGUAGAAAAUUCACAAGUGGAUUCUGAGCAUCAGUCAGGUGUAUCUUCAGAAAGAUUAAAGGUCCCAAAUAAAAGACUACAACUUAUAGACGAGUCUGAUGAUGAAGGUAUCAAUGAUGUACAUAGAAAUGAAGACAAUAAUAAUGUUGGUAAUCAUGGACCGGAAAAUGAAAUUAAAAGUGGGAGAAAGGGGAGAAAGUCAAAGAAACCUGUUAGUAACAAGGAAAAACCUGUUAGAAAGCGUAAAAAGGUCUCUGAGGUACCAGGUGAAUCGACCAAAGCACCCAAAAAGAAAUUCUCUCAUAGCACCCGACGAAAUAAAAGACAAGUUGACCCAAAAUAUCUUAUAAUGCCCGAGGAGGAGCUAGAGUUGCAAAUGCAUGAUGUGCCUAUGAAGGAGUUAAUCAGGCUUGCGGAACAUAGGGAGCGGAUCGCGAAAAAGGAAGCAUCCACAUCAGCAACACAUGUAUCAAAUCAAAGUUCAAGUUUUUCCAACCAGAAGAAUGAAGGUGAGGCAAUUGCACAGGGUAAACAUGAUGACGAUGAACCAGAGGCGGAAAAUGCCACCUUUUAUAAUUAUCGAACCUACACAAAAAUAACACCAAGAAUGAAAUGGUCAAAACAAGAUACAGAACUCUUCUUUGAGGCUGUUCAGCAAUUUGGGACAGAUCUGUCAAUGAUAAAAGAAUUCUUCCCUGGGCGGACUCGUGAACAGAUAAAAUCGAAGUACAAAAAAGAAGAGCGACAGCAUCCUUCGAGGCUUAAUGAUGCUAUAACCACUCGCGCUAAAGGUCAUUCUCAUUUUGAAGUUGUAAUCGAGAGGCUAAAACAAGCCCAGGCAGAAAAUUCUGAGAAUGAUGACCCAAUCGAUCUAAUGGGAGAGGAUGAGGAGGGAUUGCCUACACAUGACAACAAUGAGGAAGCUGCGGAUGCAACAAAACCUGUUCAAUCAGAAAAAGAAUUUAGCCAAGAUACUCCUGCAGCUGCUGCAGGGAGUCCAACCAAGUCUCAAGAUAGUGAAGAUGACAUGUUUAGAUGGGAUCAAUAUAAAAGUGAUAUAUAAAUAAUAAUUUUUUUAAAAAUAAAUCUAUUAAUUAAAGGCUCUUUUAGGUUGACUUGCUCUAAAUUUUGUUUUCCGCUUUCUUAUAGUAUAUAAUAUAUAGUAUAAUAUAAUGUAAUGUAACCAUCAUAUAUUAAUUUUUUCCAUUGGGUUGACCAAAUAUUUACUUUUGGUCCUCAAUUUAUUGGAUAACAAAUCAUGUAGCAUCAUUCAUUCAUUCAUGUAAGUUUAUAGAAAGACUAAAAGCUGUACUUCCGUACCAUGUGAAUUGUACUUCGAUUCUUAUGUACUUUUUUUAUCUCUUAAGAAAAAAAUUUUGUUUUUUUGUUAA
Molecule: messenger RNA, 2414 nt
Organism: Erigeron canadensis
Lineage: Eukaryota; Viridiplantae; Streptophyta; Magnoliopsida; Asterales; Asteraceae
Exons: 13
Coding region: 113-2086 (657 amino acids)
Biological process (GO): RNA polymerase III preinitiation complex assembly
Cellular component (GO): transcription factor TFIIIB complex
Molecular function (GO): TFIIIC-class transcription factor complex binding
Source: RefSeq, a predicted model, not a curated record